This is a messenger RNA of Emericellopsis cladophorae, 1434 nucleotides long. RefSeq lists its product as uncharacterized. The transcript is spliced from 7 exons. The record is from RefSeq and is a predicted model, not a curated record. The coding region runs from base 1 to 1434 and encodes 477 amino acids. NCBI's taxonomy places the organism in Eukaryota, Fungi, Ascomycota, Sordariomycetes, Hypocreales, Bionectriaceae.
AUGGACGAUCACAUAUUUGAUUACCUCCUGGACGAGUGUCGAGAUGUGAGUGAAGCGACCAGCUAUGUGGAGAUCUUGAAUUAUUCGGACCCGAAAUGGAACACUUGCGAGCAGCACGCAUUGACACUCGAUGAAUUCGAGAAUUUCUUGCAUCGAAGGGGGGCCUUCGCGCCUCCCGAAGGGUUGCCAACUGGUGUGAGACUGCUCAACGGCUUAAGGCUGAUAGUACAAGUCAACGCCAAGCAUCCAGACACCUUCGCACCCAAAGUUAUAUCCCUCCCCAAGGAGUCCUACUCGAGCAUGGUCAACGCCAUGAAGCUGCCGCAAAAGGGCAUUGAGACGAGUGCUGUUGUUGGGCCAUUCUUCUGGAGCUCACUAGACCACGACGAUGACGACCCCCAUCUUCACGUUGUCCACCGCAAGUCUGAUGUACGAAAGAAGGGAAAGACGCGCGGAUGGGAGCUUCUCCUCUCCCACUCAUUCAAGACAUCCGUGACCUGCGGCUUCAUGAAAGGCACACCAACAUCAGACGUGCACCUCGCGCUAAGACACAUCAGCUCAACUCCCUCCGAGACGGGCCACCCUCUUCUCCUGUCCCUCUUCUUUCUGUCUCACGACCUGAAUCCCGCCAACGACCAGAAGCAGCGUGAUGCGAGAGACUGGUUGAGAAGACUAGAGAAUGCGGUGAGCAUGAGAGACGAGGUCGACGCCAGCGAGACCUACUUCAAGGAAGAUGGCUUCGUGGAGAUUGACGGUCUGAGCAGGGACUUGGUAGAAUGCCAUGGACACGUCAUGUGGAAAAGACCACAGGCUUACGCAGCACUAUGUGGAGAGAUCAAGAAGGCGCUGGGACUGUUCGAAACAGAAUACAGAAGAAACCUUGGUGAUGCUCCAGGAAAGCGAAUUCUGAAGACACACCGGCAGUUUCUUUCGAGGGUCGAUUUCUACCUGGCGAAACUCAAGGGCCUGGAGAACUACAUCUGGACAACUUUGGAGAGGCUCAAGGUUCAACGAGAAGGGCGAGAGGCGAGACUCAACCUCGAGAUCGCAGGUGAGCAGAGGAGGAUUGCUCACGCGAGCAAGCGGGACAGUACGGCCAUGAAGACACUCUCGCUGCUAGGCGCCCUCUUCCUGCCAGGAACCUAUCUUGCCUCGGUGUUCGGCAUGUCGUUUUUCAAUUUCGAAGCUGAUGCCACUCCCGUCUCGGUUGAUCUAUGGAUUUAUUUCGCCGUCACAGUACCAGUUACGGCUCUUAUUGUUGUGACAUGGAUCUGGUUCGAUAGAAAGCGAGAGGCACAGCACAAGAAGGAUGAUGCAGACUUGGAACGGAAUAUCGACCAGAUGGAGAAGGACAUUAUGCGUAAUUUACGCAAGAGGACCAUGAGUAAAGCGCACACUUGGAACACGGUCACCUCGCCGCCCAAGGCAGGAUGA